Molecule: messenger RNA, 1273 nt
Organism: Saprolegnia parasitica CBS 223.65
Lineage: Eukaryota; Oomycota; Saprolegniomycetes; Saprolegniales; Saprolegniaceae
Exons: 1
Coding region: 26-1273 (415 amino acids)
Source: RefSeq, a predicted model, not a curated record
CUUUGCCGAGAUAGCGCACGCCCACAUGUACAUCAAGCUCGACCGCGUGGAGCCCAAGAAGCUGCGCAAGUACCUCCGCCUCGUCAUGCGGCGCGUCAAGGCCGAUGUCCGGGCGAGCCUGCCGCCAAAGUUUGCGCUGGUCGUCGAGCGCUGCGUGGGCGAGAGCGGAGCGCCGUUCCUUGGCCUCUUUGCAGCGUACGCUCUCGAGAACGAGCUGCAGAUGCCACUGCUGGCGCUGUACCACGACACGACGCCCACGGACGCCGGCUGCGAGGUCGAGUACGCGGGCUUUCUCGACUUGAUUUUGGCCGAUAUGAAGCGGACGCGCGCCGACAUUGUGUGCAUGGUCGCGUCGGUCGAGUCGCCGUUCAAGCUCAUUGCAGACGAUAUGGACGUGCCUGUGGUGACCUGCGCCAGCUCGCGCCUGGACGCUGCGAUCCUUGCGUUCGUGGGGACACCCGAGUACGCCGAGUCGAUCAACGCGGUUCGCGACCUCAUGAACGAGCUCCAGAAGCUUCGGACCGGCGUCCGGUACUGCAGCAUGCGCAAGUUGUACCCGGUCCUUGAAGACGACGCCAAGACGUGGCCCUCGACGAUGGCGAUGCUCCAGCGCUAUUUCAAGCUGCGCCCGCUCCUCGCCGCGUCCGAGUCGUACGCGCCCCUCUUGGGCCUUGUCACGGCGGCCGACGAGACGGUACUUGAGACGCUUCUGACGCAUCUCUCGAACCUCGACUCGGUCGCCAAGCAUCUCUUGGUUACUGAGCGCAGCAGCCUCUCGGACGUGCGACAGCUUCUGGACGGUCUUCUCCUCGACUACCCAAGCAUGACACCCUUUCUCAACGCCGACAGCGUCGAGUCACCGGCCUUUGAGAAAGCCGUCGUCAAGCUACAGCAAGGUCUCAAGCUCCAUGCGACCGACCGCGCCGCUUUACGCGACUUUGAGUCGCCUGCCGCGACGACGCCAUCAAGCGCCGGGGAAACCGACUAUGCGACACGGCUCCUCAAACGCGCUCGCCUCGAGGGCGACGACAAGUACGUCGAGAUUCUCAAAGUGCUGCCGUCGACGGCCAACCGAAUCCAACACGCGUUCGCAACCGCCGAGAACGGUGUGCUGCCGUCCAACAUUGAGACGCUCCUCUUUCUCCAGCUUAACCGGUCGUGCUGGCCCCUGAGCGUGGUUGCUGACGUCGUUGCGACUGCCCAUCGCGAAGCCGAUGACGCCGCCGACGACGACUGCAGUGACAACGAAGACGAGUGCAGCCAUUUUGUUUAA